AUCAGACAAAAGUUUGCAUUGUUGGAGCUUUUAGCUGACGUCACUUUUGUUCCUUGAAGUGAAGCUGAACAAACCUUGAGAAGAGUCUCCCUCAAUCUGCUGUGUAGUAGUAGCCUAACUAACACACACACACACACUCAAUUACAGCCCAAUUUCGUUCUUUAUAAUCUCCUGGCACUGUCCUCAAACGCAAAUCUGGGGAAACAUAACGCUAUUUUAAAUAGUAACUGACGUGAAGGAGGAUACAUAAAGUGACGAAAAUAAGCUUGCAGAGCCGUGAUGUCACAUAAUUGAGGAUCCUUCAACAAUAUGGAGUCAGGAGAGCGGCUGGCCUCCCCAUCGCCAGCCCCGUCCUCCCUGCAUAUCACCACGUCCGCUGUCUCCUCCGUCGGCUCCUCACCGGCCCCUGCCUCGGCCAAGACACCCUCCUCCAAGUGCAGCGUCACCCCCAGCCACGCCGCCCUGGGCUCCCCUCUCACCACCUGUGGACACUUGUUCCGGGCGGCGGGCGAGCAACAUUUCAACAUGUCUACGGUUUCAAGUGCCUUUCCCAUCGUCAACCACCCAGCAUUUGGUCUGUACACUACCAGCUCAGGGCGCUCAGAGUUUGGAGGCCUGGGCUCCCUGGGGAUGUCUGCUUCCUUGGCUGCUCACUCCCAGCUAGGUGCCUUUCCAGGUAUGGCAGCUUUUCCAGAAUGGUGGCGGGCAGCUGAGGCUCAGGGGCGGGGAGCUGCAGCCUUCUUUCCCCAUCUCAUGGGGCUCCCGCCCAUGUUCCUACCCCAACUCCAGCAGAGCCACGACCUCAGCCCCUUCCAGGCCCGCACCCCAAGCAAGAACGGACGAGCCACAGCCAAAGGAGUGAAUGGAGCUGUGAAUGGCAGCAGGAUCUCCACUGUGUCUGGGAGCAGCUUCAGCACAACCGCCACUACGUUCUCAACACAGGGGAACACGGAGAAACAGAAAGCCACCAACGGAAGCGUCAGAAGCCGCAAGAGCCACCAGGACGUGACCCAAGUGAAGGAGAAGAGCGCUCAGAAAACUAAAGAGAAGAAACUCAGCAAGAAACCAGUGGAGGCAUCCAGCAACAGUGACAGCGAAUCAGGUUCUUCCUCGGAUAUCUCCAGCGAAGGGGUGAACAGCAGUGACUCAGACGACCUAGACGAGGAGGAGGAUGAUGAUGACGACGAUCAGAGCAACGACAGCGACGAUUCUGACUCGGAGAAGGAGAGCCGUGUAAAGAGGACGAUUAAGAGCCUGACACAGAGCACUGCCGACAGCAAGAAGAGACCCCACGCUGCUGAAGGCGAGAAGGCUCGGGAUGCUCGGGACAGCCGGAGUGGUCUGCUUCAGAAACAUCCAGACGAGGCCUUUCUCCAUUUCCUCCACUACCCGCUCCAACCCUCACCCCAGCCCCCAGCGCUGUCCCAGUCCACAUCCCUAGUCUUCCAGAGCUCCAGGAACAGGGAGGAAGAACUCAAGCAGCACACCAGUGUGAUCCAGGCUACGGGGUUGGCCAGUACUAAACCCUUGGCUCUGGUCAAACCACGCAGAGUGGCCUCAUCGUCUCCUCAACCCACCAGGCCCUUCUCUUCCUCACCCAAACCCUUUUCUCUUUCUUCUUCACCUAAACCAAACUCUCUCUCUUCAUCUCCCAAGCCCGUCUCCCUCUGCUCUUCUCCGAAGCCCUUGUCUCUCUCCUCCUCACCUAAGCCUCACUCUCUGUCUUCGUCCCCCAAACCACCCACCCUUUCGCCCUCACACAAACCCAACUCUCGGACGGGCUCCCCCAAACCCCUCACCCUGUCUGACAGUAUGAAGUCGGGAAGCAGAAACUUCCUGGAUGAAACCUUGUUACACAUCAACAACUUUAAAUUGAAACAGCCCUUCGUCUCCCAGGAGCACUUCAAACAGGCCUUCCCUCUGCCAGUGAUGCAUCAGGAUCUGUUCAAGAGCCCGAAGAAAAAGAAAAUGGCCGCCUCAUCGUUCUCCUCAUUAGCACCGCCCAAACUGUCUCCAGAGACCCCGAGCAGUCACAGGCUCCCUUCUCCACACACCAACCACUCCAACCUGUUCCUGGCCUCCUCCCUCCUGGGCGCCCACCCCAAAGGGGUGAUCCACAGCAAGGUGCAGGAUGCCCCCAUGGCCCUCAUCACCAAGCCUCGCAGCAGCAGUCAGAACAGGAGCACCAUCAAUAAUCCUGUCAUGGCGGCCAGCAGCCCACCCUUCUCUAUGCCUGUCAACCUGAGCACUGGGACUAAGGAGCACAGCUCUGGAGCACUAGGCUGGGUCUCUACCUCACCGGGCCUGGCCCACAGAGCUGAGAAGAGCAAGGCCCAGCAAAAGGCUCUCCACACAGGGAAGGGUAUCUCCCAGACCCACCUGGUGCAGUCCCAGGUGGAGCUGUUCCGGGGCACAGAGUCUGACAUCCCCAGCAGCAAGGACUCCGACGACUCCGUAGAGGAUGAUGACCAUGAUGACGAAGAUGACGACGAAGAGGAUUCUGAUGACAGCCUAUCAGAGUCUGAGAGUAAUCUGGAGAGCGACUCGGACGACGUGAAGGACCACGACGCAACCACCACGGACACGGAGGCAGAUAGGACCCCUCUGAAGCGUGCCAAAGGCUCCUCUUCUCUACUCGACACCACCUCCUCCAGCCUCUCAGCCAGCUGCUCCCCUCUCAACCUCCAGGUCAUCAAGGCAUCUGGUGGCCUGCCCACCCCAGCCAUGGUGACCAGCACUGGGGCCUUGGCCUACCACAGCACCCCCUCUUCCUCAUAUACUCUCUGCUCCACUCCACCAGGAACAGGGAAGAGAAGGAGAGUGACAGAUGAGAGAAAGCUGCGGACACCUCUAGAGUUUGGGUGGCAGAGAGAGACUCGUAUCUGUAAUGUGGCGGGCCGUCUGCAGGGUGACGUGGCGUACUACGCCCCGUGUGGGAAGAAGCUCCGGCAGUACCCCGACGUGAUGAAGUAUGUGUCCAGAAAUGGAAUAAGUGACAUCACACGCGAUCAUUUUAGCUUCAGUGCAAAAAUAAGGGUUGGUGACUUCUAUGAAGCCAGAGAAGGACCCCAGGGAUUGCAGUGGAGCUUGUUGAACGAGGAUGAGGUGAUUCCUCGUAUCCUGGCCAUGGAGGGGAGGCGUGGGCAUCCCCCUAAGCCUGAGCACCAGAGGAGAGGUGACGAGGGCCCCCGGUCCAGGCGCAGUAAGGGUCGACUUCCUAACGUUGGCGAGGCCGACUUUCCAGGCGCCACUGACGCCAAACUUCUACGCAAACUGGAAGCUCAAGAGAUAGCUCGACAAGCAGCCCAGAUUAAAAUGAUGAGGAAACUUGAAAAGCAGGCCAUGGCACUAGCAGCCAAGGAGGCCAGGAAACAACAAGCAAUCAUGGCUGCUGAGGAGAAGCGGAAACAGAAGGAGCAAGUAAAGAUUGUAAAGCAGCAGGAGAAGAUCAAGCGCAUUCAGCAAAUUCAAAUGGAGAAGGAGCUCAGAGCGCAGCAGAUUCUCGAGACUAAAAGGAAAAAGAAGGAAGAAGCGGCAAAUGCCAAAAUAAUGGAGGCUGAAAAACGAAUCAAGGAGAAAGAGAUGAGGAGGCAACAAGCAGUCAUUUUGAAACACCAGGAGUUGGAGAGGCAUAGACUAGAUAUGGAGAGGGAGAGGCGGAGGCAGCACAUGAUGCUGACGAAGGCCAUGGACGCCCGUAAGAAAGCAGAGGAGCGGGAGCGCUUAAAGCAGGAGAAGAAGGAUGAGAAACGGUUAAACAAGGAGCGGAAAUUGGAGCUUAGAAGACUGGAACUGGAAAUUGCCAAGGAGCUGAAGAAGCCAAAUGAAGACAUGUGCUUAGCAGAUCACAAGCCUCUCCCGGAGUUAUCCCGUAUUCCCGGCCUGGUUCUACCAGGAAGCAGCUUCUCUGACUGCCUGAUGGUGAUGCAAUUCCUGCGGAGCUUUGGGAAGGUGCUGGGCUUCGACGUGGACGCCCACAUACCCAACCUGAGCGUGCUGCAGGAGGGCCUGCUCAACCUGGGAGACAGCAUGGGACAGGUCCAGGACCUGCUGGUGCGCAUGCUCUCUGCUGUGGUGUGUGACCCCGGACUGCCCCCAGGACACCGGACCAAGACGGCCCUGGGGGACCACGUGAGUAAUGUGGUCAUCAACCGGGAUAACGUGUCGGAGGUGCUGCGGGUCUACAUGGAGGCUCACUGUGGGGGGACGGAGCUGCAGACUGAUCUGGGGGAGGUCACGGCCAGUCUCAAGACCAAGGCUUUCCAGGCCCACACAGCCACACAGAAGGCUUCGGUCCUGGCCUUCCUGGUCAACGAGCUGUCCUGCAGUAAGAGUGUGGUCAGCGAGAUCGACAAGAACAUUGAUCACAUGACCAACCUGCGACGGGACAAGUGGGUCAUUGAGGGCAUGCUUCGCAAGCUGAGGACCAGCCACGCCAAGAAGACUGGGAAGAGAGACAGCGGUGUGGGGGGAGAGGAGACCCAGUCCCUGGGUACACCCACCCCCGGACAGAAACGCAAGAGGAAAGGAGGGGACAGCGAGGAGGACGAGGAUGAUGACGAGGACAGCGAGGAUCAGGGGGAUGAAGACGACGACGAGGAAGAGGAGGAGGAUGAGGAGAGAGGGAAGAAAGGGAAGAAAGUGGAAACCUGUGAGGAUGAGGAUGAUGGGGACCAGACAUCCAGUGUAGAGGAGCUGGAGAAACAGAUCGACAAAUUAACCAAGCAACAGAGUCAGAUCAGACGGAAGCUGUUUGAGUCGUCCCACUCGUUGCGCUCCAUGAUGUUCGGCCAGGACCGCUACAAGCGCCGUUAUUGGGUGCUGCCACAGUGUGGGGGCGUCUUUGUGGAGGGUAUGGAGAGUGGCGAAGGAGCAGAGGAGCUGGAAAAGGAGAGAGAGAGACUGAGGAGCACAGAGCUGGUCCAGGUGAAGGAGGAGGCUGGAAAGGAGGCCGCAGGAGGUGGAGGGGAGGCUAGGGGCGUCCACCCUGGGGGUAGCUGUAACAAGAACACCGCCACACCAGACAAGCACACCCUCAACCUCUUCCUCCAGAAGCCCGGCUCCUUCUCCAAACUCAGCAAACUCCUGGAGGUGGCCAAGAUGUCCCCGGACUCAGACAACCACCCUCACAGUCUGAGCUGUAGUCUAGCCAAAGUCCCCACCACAGUAGCCUCCCCUAUCCGCCCCACCAUUCAGACUACACUACACAGCAACCCCUCUGCAUCUCCCUCUCCGCUGUGUCCAGAGGUGAAAGCGGAGCCUUCCACAGCCCUCAGCCCGCUCUACCUCAGUAGCGGCCCAGGGAAGAUGUCCUCCAGCCCCCAGCAGCAGCAGCUCCAGCCCAAUGAUCAGCUCUUCAGGGUGCUGACGGAGAAAAACUGCCACUGGUUCAGCCUGCUGCCCCGCUCCCCGUGUGACGAGUCGUCCGUCACCACCAGCUCCACCACCACCCCCCCGGCCUCCUCCCCCUAUUCCUCCUCAACCACCAGGCCCAAGUCCCCCUCCUCCCUGUCUUCUAAUUCCCUAGCCUCCACCUCAGCCAGCCCCAGCAAUCCCACCACUGGGAUCAAUAACUUCCCUUUUUCAGCUCUCCAGCAGGUGAAGUCUGGCGUCCAUAUGAUAGGUCUGCCAUUCUGUGGAUGGCCCGGUGGCAUGAUGAUCCCCACCCUGCCCUUCUCUGCCAGUCCACUGCCCCCCUCCACGCUGGCGGCUGCCUACCACCAUGGGGAGGGUAACGGCAACCCCUUCCUGGCAGUGCCCCCUGGAGCGAAGCCCCCCUCUGCCCUGUCCCCCGUGGUGGAGGUGGCCAAGACCCAGGACUACCCCGACCCACUGCCCAUUCCAGAGGAGAUGCUGUCAGGCUGGUGGAGAGUGGCAGACAUGGAGGAGUUGAGGAGCUUGGUCAAGGCCUUGCACAACAGAGGUAUCAGAGAGAGAGCCCUGCAGAAACAGAUCCAGAAACACAUGGAGUACAUUGCACAGGCCUGUGCCAAAAACAGAGAUGCGGCGGUGAUAGACGAGUCCAAGCUGGUGGAGAACGGGGUGAGCGAGGAGACAGUGGAGAGCUGGUGUGUGGAGGAGCAGGCCAUGGAGAUGGACAUCGCUGUUCUGCAGCAGGUGGAGGAGCUGGAGAGGAAGGUCACUUCGGCCAGCCUGCAGGUUAAGGGUUGGAUGUAUCCGGAGCCCCAGUCAGAGAGAGAGGACCUGGUCUACCAUGAACACAAGCCCUUCACUAAGCUGCUUCUAGCAGGAGAGGAGCAGCUUGCAGGGGAGGAGGCGGCCAAUGGCGGUUGCAGCCUGGUGCGGCGCGUCAACAACCCCCUAGAUAUCGCUGUAACACGGCUAGCCGAGCUGGAGAGGAACAUCGAGCGAAGGGGGGAAGAAGAACUGGCCCCAGGCAUGAAGGUAUGGCGCAAGGCCAUGGGUGAGGUCUGCAGCGCCGCCCAACUGUCUCUCUGCAUCCAGCAGCUCCAGAAGUCCGUUGCCUGGGAGAGAUCCAUCAUGAAAGUGGCAAGUGGUCAAUCCCCCAAGAGUAAGAAGCAGCAGCAGAGCCGAGCGGGGGCAGCCGGGCGAGGAGGGAAGAAAACCACCGAGGUAAAACGGAGCAGGAAACCGUCGUCUGUAGCCAGCGGAGAGGUCUCUGAGGACGAUGCUGCCAGCACCAGCAGCAGCACGCCAAAAAAAGUGAGUAAAGAGCCCAAAAAGAGGAAGAGCCCAGGAGAGGGGACCCCAGCCACCAAGCAGUCCAAGCAGGACAGUACUCCCGUCUGUGUGAAGAAGGCGAAGACGGCCACAUCAGCCAGAGAAAAUGAAAAGGAUCUGACGUUGUGCAGGGUGCUACUGGUUGAGCUGGAGGGUCACCAGGAUGCCUGGCCCUUCCUUAACCCUGUCAACCCCAAAUCUGUCCCUGGCUACAAGAAAGUCAUCAGGAAACCCAUGGAUUUCUACACAAUCCGAGAGAAGCUCGUCAACAGCCAGUACUUGAACCUGGAGACGUUUAUAAUCGACGUUAACUUGGUGUUUGAUAACUGUGAAAAGUUUAAUGAAGACAAUUCGGACAUUGGACGAGCCGGACACAACAUGAGGAGGUUUUUUGAGAAUAGAUGGAAUGAGCUGUUAAAACAAACCAACUAGGCUAGUUUGAACUACUUUCUCCUCACUAUACUGUAUGGGACCAGCAGUAACCACAAGCAGAGCAACUGGAUUGGUCUAAAGACUCUCCGUCAGCAACCAGGGAAACCUAAAUGAAUUUACAAUUGUAAUUCUACACAUUCACUUCAGUGAUGUACAGUAGAAUGCAGUUUUUUUUUUUAAGAGCAGAGAAAUGCACCCAAAGGGAUUCACACAAAAGGGGUGGGUGUUUUUAAAGUGCAAUACCAUUUCCUAGAAGAAACCACAUCAGAGCUGUAACUGGGAACAAAAACGUUCCAACUAACUGUACUUAGUUUCUUAAAAAAAAAAAUCAUUAAUAUUAAAGUGAAUGUAUUUAAUUUAGUUAAUUAUUUAUGAGUGAAAAUGGUUCUGUUCCUAAGACGAGGAAGAAAAAAGCUAAACUGCUUGAACAAAAAUCUCACGGAUGGUUUUUUUUGGACAUAAAACAAAAGCCAAGAGAAAAAAAUGAAUUGUUUACACUGCUCUGUGCCGCCGGGGUACCACAAGAUUCCUGACGGUAUUACUGUAACACUGCAUUUCAAUGUAUCUUUACAUUGCUCGCUAACUUCACACGGACAGUGAGGCAGCAAUGACAUCUGUAUAUACUGUUCAUUCAUGUUAAUAUGAAGUAUUGGUUGUAAUAUGUGUACAUACAGUAUUGUUACAAGAAAUCCAAUAUUGUUUAUGCCUUUGAUUGUGGUGUUUCAUUUCAGUCUAAAGUGAUAAAUACAUGUGUAUAUUACCUGUAAUGUAUAUCCUCUGCAAACACUGUGGUCUCUUCACUCUGGGUAAUGCCUGCCCUCUCAAAUGUGUGGGGGGAUAUUAUUUCAAUCUUUUGGUUUACAUUCCUUCAAAAGGUGUGUGUGUGUGUGUGUGUGUGUGUGUGUGUGUGUACACCAGUAUACAAAAUGUCAACUCUGGUGGGCCUCGAAUUCUGACAUUAUCAUCCUAUCGUCAGUAUAGAAUCCAUUGUGAUGCACAGUACCUUUCAUAAAAGAUGUUCUCUCCAUUUGCUUUACCACAGACACAAGGACACAGAGCGUUUGUAAUAACCACUGUGUUUGAAUCUUGCUGUGUCAUGGUUUACUGGUGCCAUGUACAGCAGUUUCUUUGUACCUGAGUCAGAGUACUUGAAGUUAUUUUAUUUAUGAAUAUUGUGGGGGAAAAGUCCCUUUUUUUUGUAGGAGCAUUAUUUUUCACUAGUGUGUGGGGCACGGAUCUAAUAUAAAGGAUCUUUUUCAACUCUG
This is a messenger RNA of Salmo salar (Atlantic salmon), 8399 nucleotides long. Its product is annotated as bromodomain adjacent to zinc finger domain protein 2B. The record is from RefSeq and is a predicted model, not a curated record. Gene Ontology annotation, cellular component: chromatin. Lineage: Eukaryota; Metazoa; Chordata; Actinopteri; Salmoniformes; Salmonidae. Gene Ontology annotation, molecular function: DNA binding; protein binding.